ACGCUCAACCCGACUCUCUUUCAGCGCUCAUCUUCUUUCUCUUUCUCCUUGCUGACGCUCUCGAAUAACUCUAGACUGACGACAGAAACUUGCCAAAGAGAAACUAACGGGAUCAAAAUGGAUGUCGACAUGAAGAAUAAGGAAGACCUUGAUGAUAAGUUGAACGGUAGGGACCGAGACAGGCGCGACAGAAGUCGCGAUAGACGUGAUAGAGACAGGGACAGGAGCAGAGAGAGAGACAGGGAUGAGCGUGCAAGGCGCGACAUAGCCCGUCGCCGUAAUGAUCAUUGGGAGCCAGAGCGCCGAGCUAAGAGACGCUCGCGCAGCCGUUCUCGCUCGCCUCGUCGUCGGUCCGUAUCUCGCCGGCAGUCUCGCCGCUACUCUCGUUCUUAUUCUCGCUCCCGUAGUCGCAGUCGGGACCGCGACCGAAAGCUCGACCAGUUCGCUCGCUCACUCGGCGGUCCGAUCAAUGCCGACCCCGACGAAGCACUCGAGAUGUCCAAGCACAGCAAGCGCGAGAACCGCGUGUACGUCGGCAACUUGUCCUACGAUGUUCGCUACCGCGACCUGAUGGAAUUUAUGAGGGGAGGUGGGUUUGGGGAAUUUCAUGUCGAUUGUUGUCGUGCUGUUGUUUUUGGUUUUCUUCAUUGUGAUGGCGUCCGCUGUGUUAGUGGUUUUGGUAUUGGUGGUUAUGCUGGCCGAAGGCUUUGCAUGGAAAAGGCGUCAGUGCUGAUGAUUGGAGGGUGCGGUUAGUGGGCCGAGAGAAGGCAUAAGCACUACACCGAGUUGACAUGCGUGAUUUACGUCGCCACCGUCCUUUUUUUUCGCGCUUCGUCCUUUAUGGACACGUUGCGUGAUGCUACCAGAGCCAUUUGUUGAGGGCGAUGUAGGGGAGAUGCUGAUGCAGUAGAUGCGCGGACUCCGGCCUAUUUCCGACUUCGUUUUCUUAUUUUCGCUCGCCUAUUGGAUGGGUAUCGUUGAAAGUUGUGAGAGGAUGGUAUUCUGAUGAGGGUUUUUCUUGGGGUAUUAGCUGGAGAAGUCCUAUUUGCCGAAGUAUUGGUGACACCUACAGGCAUUUCAAAAGGAUGCGGCAUUGUGGAAUUUGCGACGCAGGAAGAUGCGCAACGGGCAAUUCGCGAGCUAUCUGAGGUCCCGCUGCUGGGUAGACCUGUUUUCAUUAGAGAGGAUCGCGAAACUGAAGCUAGGUUUGGCGCAACACCCGUUCCUGGUAAGAUCGGUAUGGCCAUGGCGGGACAAGGAUUCAACGCUCAACCUCCUCCACGCUAUGGAGGAAGUGGAGGUGGGGGUGGAGGUGGAGGCGGAGGAAACCCGGGAAACCAGCUUUACGUCGGUAAUUUGCCGUAUCAAGCUGGUUGGCAAGACCUUAAAGAUUUGUUCCGCACCGCUGGAAACAUUGUGAGGGCAGACAUUAAUAUCGGUGCUGAUGGGCGCGCAAAAGGUUCCGGCACCGUGAUUUUCGAGACACCAAAAGAUGCACAGCAGGCGAUUACCAUGUACAACAAUUAUGAAUGGUACGGCCGUGUUCUGGAAGUUCGUGAGGACCGUUACGCUGGCCUUUCUGGUCCAGGUAGCUACCGUGGCGGGCUUCGGGGCGGUUUCAGAGGUGGUUUCCGUGGUGGCGGCUUGCGCGGUGGGCACCGUGGAGGUUAUAGCGGUGGUAGCGGGGCCAGCGCCGGGGGAACCAGCGAAGAGCGCUCGUUCAAUCAAGAUAUCUAUCGCGAUUACGCUGGACCGGACCAACAAACCUCCGUGCCUGCUGCUGCUAGCUAUGCAACGGGACAGGUGUUUACUGGCAGAUACAGUAGUGAAUUUGCUACGGAGCCGAGUCAGCAGAUUAUGGUUCGCAAUUUGCCAUGGUCUACUGCGAACGAGGAUCUCGUUGAAUUGUUCGAGACGACUGGAACUGUUGAGCUAGCGGAGAUCCUGUACGACGGGUCUCGCUCGAAAGGAGCAGGCGUCGUACAAUUCGCACAGGUUGCAGAGGCAGAAACAGCCAUCGCCAAGUUCCAGCAAUACAUGUAUGGUGGACGUCCUCUAGAUGUGCGCUUUAACGAUCGCUGGCACACAUUCACGCCUACCGCUGCAAGGGGAGGAACCGUCGCGCCUAUGCAGGCUGAGAUUGCUGUGUAGAAAAAAAAUGUCGGAAAGCCAUUGGGAAUUCAUUAGUCUCAUGUCCACCGCUUUCUUUUCCAAUUUACUUUCCUUAUCUCUUCGUACUUUUACUAAAAAGAAAAAUUUGAGUUGCUCUGCUGUCUGUUAUUUUUUUCUUUCUCCUCGAUCGAAAUUUCUAUCCUUUAUUUCUUUCCUUGCGUAGGUCCUUUUUCAAUCUGAAAUACGUCUGAUAUUCGUGACUUGCCGAGCUAAAGAGUUGCUGA
Molecule: messenger RNA, 2396 nt
Organism: Fomitiporia mediterranea MF3/22
Lineage: Eukaryota; Fungi; Basidiomycota; Agaricomycetes; Hymenochaetales; Hymenochaetaceae
Product: RNA-binding domain-containing protein
Exons: 11
Coding region: 1006-2151 (381 amino acids)
Cellular component (GO): cytoplasm; nucleus
Molecular function (GO): mRNA binding
Source: RefSeq, a predicted model, not a curated record